Molecule: messenger RNA, 2079 nt
Organism: Drosophila busckii
Lineage: Eukaryota; Metazoa; Arthropoda; Insecta; Diptera; Drosophilidae
Gene: dpn
Product: protein deadpan
Exons: 3
Coding region: 644-2017 (457 amino acids)
Biological process (GO): regulation of neurogenesis; anterior/posterior pattern specification; regulation of transcription by RNA polymerase II
Cellular component (GO): nucleus
Molecular function (GO): DNA-binding transcription factor activity, RNA polymerase II-specific; RNA polymerase II cis-regulatory region sequence-specific DNA binding; protein dimerization activity
Source: RefSeq, a predicted model, not a curated record
UUUAGUUAUGCAAUUUACAAUGGCUCGGCAACUCUGCUCAGUUUGAAAAACACUCAAGCCAGUCAGCGUUGCUCUUUUCACUCAAAACUCUGCGCUGAGUGUUAAGUUGCCUGCGCUGGAAUUUCUCAUCGUGUUCUUUUUCGUCUGCCUAACCACCCCAAAUGUUGCUGCUGCGCAAGAGCUGACGCAGCAGCGCAGCCCAAACGAUCGACUGCGCUCUCUUCUCGCUACCUGAGCAAACGAACGCGCGCUCAGGUAAAACGAGUGCGCUCAAUUUUGCUCUUGCCGGCUCACCGAUGUUUUUGGUUUUUAGUCAGCGCGUUUGCCUCGGCGAGGAUCAAUAUCCUUUUGACGCUCGGUGUGCGCGGUUGUCUGCCGCUCGUCCUGAAACGCAGCUACAGAUCUUUGAAACGAAAUCGAAAUACGCGCUCAACUUUGUUAAGUUUUAAAUGUUUUGGAUUUAUGCAAAUUUAUAAAAGUACGUGCAAUAAUUUGUUGACAGUUUAAAUAAACGUACUUUAACCAAAGCAAUUGUGUUGUGAGUGAAAAACUUGUGCAAAAACAAAAAAUUAAACAAUCAAAUUUGUUACACUUGGAUUAUCAAUACUUUUUGGAUUACAACAAAUAAAAAAAAUUUAUAAAAAUGGAUUACAAGCACGAUAUUAAUUCGGAUGAUGAAUACGACUGCUCCAAUGGCUACAGCGAUAGAGUUAAUAACCCUAACGGUUUGUCCAAGGCGGAGCUGAGAAAGACCAAUAAGCCGAUUAUGGAAAAACGUCGUCGGGCACGAAUUAAUCAUUGCCUAAACGAGCUCAAGUCACUGAUCCUGGAGGCGAUGAAGAAAGACCCUGCGCGACAUACCAAACUGGAAAAGGCCGACAUACUCGAGAUGACAGUGAAGCAUUUGCAGUCGGUGCAGCGGCAACAGCUCAACAUGGCCAUACAAACGGACCCGAGUGUGGUGCAAAAGUUCAAGACGGGCUUUGUCGAGUGCGCCGAGGAGGUCAAUCGCUAUGUUAGCCAGCUGGAUGGCAUUGAUAUGGGCGUGCGUCAGCGUCUGAGUGCGCAUCUCAACAGCUGCGCCAAUAGCCUCGAGCAGAUUGGCUCCAUGAGCAACUUCAGCAGCGGCUAUCGCGGUCAAUUGCCCAGCAGCAUGUUUCCAGCAGCAGCCAACAAUUUGUUUGCCAAUCUGCCGCAGGAUUUGAACAACAACAACAACAGCAGUCGAGAUGCGCCUGCAGCUAUACAAAUGGCUGGACUGCAGCUGAUACCCUCACGUCUGCCCAGCGGCGAGUUUGCGCUUAUUAUGCCCAACUCAACAACAACAGCAGCAGCAGCAGCAGCAGCAGCAGCAACUACAACAGCAGCAGGAGCAGCAGCAACAGUUGCUGCGCCAGUGGCAGCGCCAUUUGCUUGGCCUGGCGCCGGCUUGAACGCCGCCAGCGCCGCCUUGGCCAGCAUUGCCAAUCCCACGCAUCUGAGCGACUAUGCGCAAAGCUUUAGGCUCAGCGCCUUUAGCAAGCCCGCAGCUCAAUUGAAGGCCAGCGCCACUGUUGUGGCCAAGCAAACCGCCAGCAGUCCGCCACUCAGUCCCAUCUCUUCUAUCUCAAGUCAGAGUCAUUGCGAUGAGUCGCGUGCCGCUUCGCCAGUUGCAGCGGCGGCACACGCGGGGCUGCUGCUGGCGGCCAAGCAGCACAGCUUUGCCGGCAUGUUCAGCACGCCGCCGCCCACCAGCGCCGAGAGCUCGUUCAACAGCAGCGGCAGCUUAAACUUGAGCGCCGGCAGUCAUGACAGCUCAGCUCAGCUGCUGGUCUCGCACUUGCAGCAGCAGCAAGUGAGCUCCACCAGCGGCCAGGACAGCAGUCAGCGUCGCGUGGCCAAGGAGCAGAAGCGGCAGCGUGAGCUGGAGCAGGAGCAGGCAGAUUCUAGCGAUUGUUCGUUGUUAGACGAACCAUCGGCUAAGAAAUUUUUGGCUGCCAGCAGUGACAAGUCCAGCUCGGCUUGGCGUCCUUGGUGAAGGACACUGCAUCAAUGUCUGUUAAGUUUUUAGUUUAAGUUACUUAUUUGUUAAUUUAUAUU